Molecule: messenger RNA, 880 nt
Organism: Fundulus heteroclitus (mummichog)
Lineage: Eukaryota; Metazoa; Chordata; Actinopteri; Cyprinodontiformes; Fundulidae
Product: sterile alpha motif domain-containing protein 9-like
Exons: 3
Coding region: 77-880 (267 amino acids)
Cellular component (GO): cytoplasm
Source: RefSeq, a predicted model, not a curated record
GCAGCAAAGAUUCACUGAAAAGAAGAAUGAGAUCACUGCAAACUAUGGCAACAAAAGACUCCAUGGCUUUUACAUAAUGCAAACUAAUUUCUCACAAAACUACAUCAACAAAGCCUGCCAGGAAUUUAGAUCACGUUUAAACUCACAGCUGCCCCCGCAGGCCCGGCUUGUACAGCUGCCCCCGCAGGCCCGGCUUAUUGCCUUUCUGUCCUUACUGAAUGCUUAUGUGCCGGGUUCCUAUCUGCUGGAGUCUCAGUGUCUUGACUUUCUCCAACAUGAAAACAACACACAUGAGAACAUAUCGAUGGAAAAAGAAAUGCAUCCCUAUAGUGACCUCAUUGUCACCUUCCAUCAAGAUGAAAGAACAGAGAGAAAGAACGAGGACGAUGAUCAGAGUGCAUCGCUUUUAGAGGUGGCAUCAGAAAUAUUUCCUCGCAAUCCCUUUUUCCCACAAGCUCUUGCUCGGUUCUACUACAUAGAACUAAAAUCAUAUGUUCCGGCAGAACACUGGGCAAAUAAAGCAAAGAGCAGAGAUCCCCAAAAUUCCUUUAUUGCUGAUACUUUGGGUCAGGUCCACAAGAACCACCUCAAGAACAGCGGGGAAGGUUUCAACCCAAGCAAACUCUUGGAGGUGGCCAAAAAGGCUACUGAAGCUUUCAAAGAUGAAGAGCGACUUGCCAGAAUAGAACAUCAGACAUGUGACAAUAGGGUACCCUCACGUAUGUUCAAUUGCAGAGGGCAGUUUGGGUUUCUACAGUUCUGCAAUCUUCUCUAUAACUUGCUUGUAAAGAAAAACAAAAUCUGGGAAGCAGUUCUUACACAGAAUGUGAGCUUGGACUCUGUCCUGAACCAACUCGGAGACGACACAUAUCAAACCUAG